This is a messenger RNA of Penicillium atrosanguineum, 1446 nucleotides long. Its product is annotated as MFS transporter. The transcript is spliced from 3 exons. Gene Ontology annotation, biological process: transmembrane transport. The coding region runs from base 1 to 1446 and encodes 481 amino acids. Gene Ontology annotation, molecular function: transmembrane transporter activity. Lineage: Eukaryota; Fungi; Ascomycota; Eurotiomycetes; Eurotiales; Aspergillaceae. The record is from RefSeq and is a predicted model, not a curated record.
AUGGCAGAGUUAGAGGCACAAGUCAUUCCUCGGGAUGACGAGAUAUCGAAGGAACUCAACAUCGUCGAUUUUGAAGGCCCCGAUGAUGUAGAGAAUCCAUUCAACUGGCCCACGAAGAAGAAAGCGCGUCAGCUGGUUCUGAUGUCUUUCAAUACGUUUAUUACCCCUUUGGCCUCAUCGAUGUUUGCCCCGGGAGUCGGCGAUGUCAUGAAAGAGUUCAAUGUUACUAGUAGCAUGAUCGGCUCUUUCGUUGUCUCUGUCUACAUCCUGGGCUAUUGUUUCGGGCCUUUCAUUAUCGCACCUCUCUCUGAGAUUUAUGGCCGCCUUGCAUUAUACCACAUCUGCAACAUAAUCUUUCUCAUAUUUACGAUCGCCUGCGCCGUCGCUCAAACUAUGCCGCAGCUGAUCGUUUUCCGUCUAUUUGCGGGUAUGGCUGGCGUCUGUCCCCUGACCAUUGGUUCUGGUACAGUCGCCGACAUGGUCCCGAAAGAGAAGCGCGCCGGCAUCAUGGCCAUCUGGUCAAUGGGUCCAAUUCUCGGACCAGUUGUUGGGCCUGUCGCAGGUGGAUUUUUGGCCGAAGCGGAAGGCUGGCGCUGGGUGUUCUGGGUGAUCGCCAUUGCAACUGGGGUAAUGAUAAUCUUAACAAUGAUAUGGUAUCGCGAAACUUAUGCGCCCGUGCUACUCAAGCGUAAAGCUGCCCGUCUGCGCAAGGCCACUGGGAAUUCUAAUCUCCGAUCAAUCCGUGACACAGGCGAACCUAUCUCCCAGCUAUUCUUGUCGGCAUUAGGCCGUCCGCUGAAGCUGCUCUUCGGCUCCCCUAUCGUCUCCAUGAUGGCCCUGUUUUCAGCCACCAUAUACGGCUACCUGUAUCUCAUGUUUACCACUAUCACUUCAAUUUUCGAGGACAAGUAUGACUUCUCACCUGGUAUCGCCGGUCUUGCGUACCUGGGCUUCGGCGUCGGAUGUAUGAUCGGGCUCGUCAUCACUGGAAUUGUGGCAAAUAGCAUCGCCCGUAACCAUGUGAAACGGGGCUGCUUUAGACCAGAGUCGCGUCUGCUGCCGAUGAUGGUCGGCUGUUGGUUUAUGCCCGCGGGCUUGUUCUGGUAUGGCUGGUCAGCACAGGCGGAUACCCACUGGAUUGUGCCCAUCAUCGGCACUGGCUGCUUCGCCAUUGGGUUAAUGGCGGUGUUCUCAUCCGUCAGUACCUAUCUAGUUGACUCGUAUCUACGCUAUGCGGCCUCCGUCACGGCAGCCAAUACUGCGCUACGGUCGCUUGCCGGUGCCCUACUGCCACUAGCUGGACCAUCAAUGUACGACGCGUUGGGAUUAGGAUGGGGCAACUCCCUGUUGGCAUUCAUUGCGCUAGCAAUGUGUGCGGUACCGUUCAUUUUCUGGAAAUACGGAGCGAAAAUUCGCACCCAUCCCCGUUUCCAAAUGAAGCUUUGA